UUUUUUUUUUUUUUUUUUUUAUAUAUUCUUGCAUAGUAACUUACUUGUACAUUACCACUUCUUUAUCCUCUCUCUCUCUCUCUCUAAUCAUUACUAUUCCAAUUUAACUUUAUAUACACAUUCACAUUGAGAUACUUUUCUUAUUACAAACGGAUUUAAGAUAAAGAAGAGAAAAGAAAAGAAAAGAAUGUACCAACCCGACGCAGAAGAAACUGGGUCGCUUUUUAUCUCAUUGGCAUGCAUUUCACUCAUGGCUAUGCUCUUCGGUCGUAAGACCGCAGGGACAAAACUGAGUACGAUCAACUAUGCGCGCGGUUUAGUCGUAGCCUUGUAUUUGAUCUCUUGGGCCUUUUCCGUAAUUGCCGCUUUAUUGAUCCAAACCAAUAAUUACAACCUGCUGUCAUGUCAACUGUCGAUCCUGUCCUGUAUUGCACUCUAUGCGCUUUCCAAGAUCGUCAUUUACUUGUUCCUGAUGGAGAAAGUGUAUGUCGUCACUGCCAUCGGCGUCACUCGAUCAAAUUUCUUCCUCUACAAAGUGAACUUGGUCUUGAUGACACCCUACGUCGGUGUCAUUUUCUGCAUGGUCUGGUUUCGAAAUGCGACCUUGGAAGAGGGAGGGCGUUGUUACAUUGGCUUGCGACGAGCGGGUGCACUGCCCCUGAUUUUGUACGACAUUGUGAUGUCGACCUGGUUGACGUAUUUGUUCCUAAGAGCGCUGAUGAGCUCAAGCUCGUUCUUGCAAGGACCUUCCAAGGGUAAACUUCGUAAUGUGGCUCGUCGAACCUUGAUAGGAUCAUUGAUUGCCUUAGCACUGAGUUCAGCCAAUAUCUUCACGUUGGUCUAUUAUGAUGGACGCGAACGUGGACUGAUCUGUUUAGCAUCCUGUACAGUCGAUGUCACUUUGAAUGCCAUCACAGUUCACUGGAUGACUAGUCGUGGAAAGGGAGGCCGCCCUGUCACCACGAAUAUGGAUCGAGGCACAACUGUUUUCAAUGACCGUCAGAAUAGAGGCUUUUUUGGAAGAUUUGGUGGGGGGAAAUCAGGCGACCGUCAUACACAGCAGUUUGGUAUGGGGUCUGAUAAGCAGGUUGCGGCUCUUGAUUCUCACAUCUCCAUCACUGUCGAAUCGUAUGUAGAAGAAUACCAUCAACUCCACUAUGGUGAUACCGACUCUCAACAUUUCCAUUAAACGGACAAAUUCUUUUUUUAUUUUAAUAUACAUAUAUAUACCUCCACUGUAAUUAAUCCAAGUAUUAUUAUAGUAAAACAAAAGUCGAAUGUACAAAAACUAGCUUACAGUAUUCAUAAAGAAAAAUAUUUUUUAUUU
Molecule: messenger RNA, 1327 nt
Organism: Lobosporangium transversale
Lineage: Eukaryota; Fungi; Mortierellomycota; Mortierellomycetes; Mortierellales; Mortierellaceae
Exons: 1
Coding region: 188-1189 (333 amino acids)
Source: RefSeq, a predicted model, not a curated record